Molecule: messenger RNA, 3834 nt
Organism: Oncorhynchus tshawytscha (Chinook salmon)
Lineage: Eukaryota; Metazoa; Chordata; Actinopteri; Salmoniformes; Salmonidae
Product: SLIT-ROBO Rho GTPase-activating protein 3
Exons: 22
Coding region: 228-2765 (845 amino acids)
Biological process (GO): negative regulation of cell migration; signal transduction
Cellular component (GO): cytoplasm
Source: RefSeq, a predicted model, not a curated record
GUUACUAAAUCUAUUAGUGAAAACACCUGUAGCUUGUAAAACGAACAUCCCCUCGGUGACAGUGCUGUGUGCCAUGUGGCGGUGGCAAAGUAUUAUUUAUAGAGCAGCUGAAAUGUUUCUGCUGCUAUUUUUCGCACAGCAUACGACAGUUAUGCAGCAGCGGGAGCAGAGCCGCGGCGCGUUACAUGCCAACUGUCUUUCUACGCAGCUAGGCUGGCUUGAACUAGAUGUGUUACAGGUUUCACCCUGCCAGAGCAACAAUGACGUCAAAUGUGAAGCUGAGAAAAGUGGGUGUUCUAGACUAUGACACACAAAUCAAAGAGGUGCGUUGUCAGUUGUUGGACCAGUUGAAGGUGUUGGACCUGCAAUUGGAGCAGAAAUCUCAGCAGCUUCAGGACCUGACAGACUACCUGCGAAGACGCAGUGAGAUAGAAGGGGAGUAUGCACGCUCGCUUGACAAAUUGUCAGAGAGGUUCACCUCCAAAAUCAAAAGGAAGGAUCCCUGUAGUGGCCAGUCUGUGGCCCAGUGUUGGCUGGUGCUCUUGGCUCAGACCAGACAGGAGAGCAGAGACCACAGUGGUCUGAGUGAAAUCUGUAGGACCACCCUAACCGAGCCCCUUACUCACUGUCUGGACAUCACACAGCGCCUGGCCAAGAGGAGUAAAGAUGUCUGUACCCAGUUACAGGAUGGUCUACUGAAAGUCACCACAGAGCUACAGACAGCAUGGAGGACCUACUACCAGUACCAUUCAGAUUAUGUGUCUGCAGAGGGAAAGCUGAAGGAAGCAGAGAAACAGAAACAAGGCGCUUCUAAGAAGAUAGAGAAAAGACAGUGUAAAGUGCAGGAGAUUCAGCUGAAGUGCACCAAGGCUCGAAACGACUACCUCCUCAACCUAGCUGCAGCCAACGCUUCCAUGAACAAGUACUAUCUCCAGGACAUCUCAUCACUCAUAGAUUGUUCAGAUGUGGGCUACCACCUGUCUCUGUCCCGUGUGCUGUUGGCCUACCUGUCCAGCCGGUCCUGGGAUCAGCAGAACUUGAGUGUAGGGCUGCAGCAGCUCCAAAGUGCUGUGUCUGGACUGGACCAGAGUCAGGACAGAGACAACCUGCUACAGACACACACCAACACCUUCUGUCUGCCCCUCCGCUUCCACUUCCAGCCACACGACGGAGACCAGGUGUUAGAGGUGAGUGCAGAGCAGGAGAUUAGGGGUGAGAUGGAGACCAGGUUCCAACAGCUACAAUCUAAACUCACCGGGUUCACCCAGGAAACGGAGGAGGCAGAUAAGACUCUACGGGCGGCCCGCGUUACCCUGCUGGAAGGUAUCAGCGAUGAUGACCUAGAUCCUCCACCCUCCAGCAGCCAGACCCAGGGCUCCCAGGUCCAUCUUCAGUCCCCGUCUCAGAGCCAAGGUCAGGGGGGAAGCAAUGAAAGCCUGGCCAGCAGCAGUGGCAGACCUAGUCUGGCCAGACGCAGAGCCAACCUGCAGGAGACUGAGAUCCUCUACUGUACUAAAGUGAAAGAGUACCUCUGUAAAAGCUCUCUGGUGUCCAAACUACAGGCUAAACAUGAUCUGCUUAAAGUGGCUGUAGAGAAAGCUGAAGCAACCAAUGGUCAUCAAGCCAGGUCGAGUUACAUUCCUCUUGGGAAUUCCAGGAAGUCUGUUCGUGCGAGGAUGGAGGGUCAACCUAUAAUCCAGUUCACCCACAAACUCUUCACUGGAGACAUGCUCUCGUUCAUAAAGGCAUCGGGCCAAGAGAUCCCAGUGGUUGUGGAAAGCUGCAUUCGCUUCAUCAACCUCAAUGGUCUCCACCAUGAGGGUAUCUUCAGAGUACCAGGGUCUCAGGCUGAGGUCAACAGUCUGAGAGAUGCGUUUGAGAGAGGAGAGGACCCCCUGGCAGACAGCAGGUGUGACAUGGACUUAGUUGCAGGAGUACUGAAGCUAUACUUCAGAACCCUGGAGAACCCUCUCUUUCCUCAGGACAGCACCAGUCAGCUCUUGGAGUACGCUGAGAUUGAUAACGAGACAGAGAGAGCAGCUCAACUCAAAUCGGUCAUCUCCUCCUAUCCUCCACCUGUAAUCAUCGUCAUGAGAUACCUCUUUGCAUUCCUCCAUCAUGUAUCCCAGUACAGCGAUGAGAACAUGAUGCAGCCCUAUAACUUAGCCGUGUGCUUCGGCCCCAGUCUGGUGCGAGGGUUGCAGGAUGAGGAUGUUGUUACUCUGCAGCCUCAGAUCAACUCUCUGGUGAAGGGCCUCAUUUUGCAGCACGAGAGCAUCUUCCCCAGCCCGGCCGAGCUACAGGGACCGGUGUAUGAGAAAUGCAUGACGCUGGAGCAAGAUGACUGUGAGGAGGGAGAAGGGGAUUCAGAAAUCCUCAGUAAAGAGUCCGAGUCAAAGGGAGAGCGAUCUCGAUCCAAUAGCAGCUGCAGUUCCAGACCAUCCCCAGCAGGAGGGAGUGUGUCCCUUGGAGAAAACUUCACCAUACAGAUCCCCAUGGCAUGCCCUGCCUUACACGGCAGGCCCCGCUCCCCCCGCUACAUACGCAAAGAAGCCCAGGGCCUGUCAUCCAGUGAAGAUAUAACAGUUCAGGUUGACAAGGAGGUCUGCCGCCAGAUGAGCUCUGUCUUCAAGGAGCUUAUCGCUCGACAAUCAUUCCAUCCUCCAUCCUCCUCCACCCCCCCGGUCACCUCGUCCCGCUCUUCCCAACCUCCUCCAGAGCAGAAGAAAGGAGGGGUCGGGCGCAGAAGGGAAAGACCUAUUUAGAACUGACCAACUGGACUGGUAAAAAGAGAGAGGGGACCAUAAUGAAUUAAUGGCUCGAUGGAUGGAUGAAUAAAUGAAUGAGAGGGAAUGAAAGGAAGGAGAGAGACUAAAUAGUCAAGAGACUUAGACAAGAUGACACAGUGUAGGAUGACAGGUUGUGACAGCAGCCUUUGACAGUGGGAUUACAGAUGGCUGGGUUACAGGAACCGCAGUCAGUUCACUGUACUGUAUGAGUCUGCUCAGACAGCAGCCUUCAUUGUGAAGCCUGUGAAUGGACAGUCACAGACAAAAGGGUUUGACUCCUACUGUGAAGCCUUUUGUUAGUGUGUUUGAUACAACACACCCCAAUGACCCCCACUCUGAUUUUCACUGUAGGGCUGUGUCCCCAUUCUCCACACUUUUCCCAAAGUGUGCACUUAUACAGUCCCCGCCAUGGAUUUGAAAAGCAUUGGAUUGUAAGCUUUAAGGGGAUUCUUGCUAUUGCAAGUGGACAGACAGGUUUUGAUUCCCACUGUGAAGCCUUUUUUUUGGUUAGCCUGAUCCCAGAUCUGUAUGUGGGACCAGGCUGUGUUUGAUAGAACCCCAGUGACACACUCCAGUGACCCCACUGACUUUCAAUGGUACACAGUCAAUGGCAGAUUUUGAAUUGGUAUAUCAUAACUUAUUUUACCCACAAUGACUUGGAAUGUACACUAUUAUCAGUGUUGUUUUGUAUUCUAUGCUCUUGUGGUUAUGGGCCUAUGGAGGCCCUCUAUGCCCAAUGUGUGCAAUGCCAACACCAAGACAAGCGCUCACUAUCUGAUUUGGUCAGUUCACGGUUCAUGUUUGGGUAGGCCUAUAAUUAUGAACAUUCAACGGCCAUACGGUCUUUAUCAUAGAGAUCCUAUAAGACAUUUGUUCUAUCAACUUUUAUCAGAUGAAAUGUCAAUUUUUAACCUGUACCAGCAAGAUCUCCUGUCUGUGAUUGAGUCAUUGAGCUACUGAUAACGAUGAACUUUUAAAUGUUGUAUUGCUAUUUUUAUAUUGUUUUCUGGAUCUGAUGAUUGUUUGAAUAAAUGUUUAUGUUGUA